Liolophura sinensis is the source of this 1832-nucleotide messenger RNA. RefSeq names its product zinc finger protein 271-like. Gene Ontology annotation, cellular component: nucleus. Gene Ontology annotation, molecular function: sequence-specific DNA binding; DNA-binding transcription factor activity, RNA polymerase II-specific. The coding region runs from base 87 to 1775 and encodes 562 amino acids. The transcript has 4 exons. Gene Ontology annotation, biological process: regulation of transcription by RNA polymerase II. The record is from RefSeq and is a predicted model, not a curated record. Lineage: Eukaryota; Metazoa; Mollusca; Polyplacophora; Chitonida; Chitonidae.
CGGUACUACAGGGGCGGAGCGCUCACUUAGCGCAUUUCUCCCAUGCCCGACUGAAUCCUGUCUCUGAAUUCUGAAACUUCAUCAAGAUGAGCCAACCACUUUUUGUGAUUGUGUCUGAUGAUGAAUCAGGGGGAGAUAACUCUAUCCACACUGCUGUACUUGAUGAAAUGGGAAAUCAAAAAGUGGUUGCCCUGUCAGAAGCCAGUCAAUUUCGACAGAUUCCUGAAGAGCCCAAGUUUGCUGUUGUACCACGGGUAUCUUCUGACAUAUUUCCUCAAAGGUCACCGGCUACAUCGCGCCAUUUUGGAAUACGCAGAGAACGUCGAAAACAAAUCACCUUCCCCAAGCUGAAGUGUGAUCUGUGUGAACAGAAAUUCACCCGGCCAACGUAUUUGCGUAAACACAAGCUUCAAGUUCAUAAUAUUUCUGUUGAGAACAAAUACGAAAGGAAGUCAAAGAAAGAUGCUGUUCCUGAGCAGAGUCACAGUGGUGAAGACGACGCCCUAAACUUGACCACCACAGGGGACGAAGUGGAGGGUUCAAAAUCUAUGUCAGCAGAAGAGGCCAGGGUUGCCCGGCUGGAAAAGCUCAUUGUCAAAGAUGCGUUCGUAGCUUCUCAGAUCGCAUUGGAACUGGAAAGCUUGAGAAAGGGCGAACCAAAGCGACCGCGAUAUGUCUGCCGGAAGAAGUACCCCUGCAACGUAUGUGGGAAACCGUUUUCUUCUCCAAGCCUUCUGGAAAGGCAUCGGUCAGUGCAUACAAGGGAACGGUUGUACCCUUGUCCGCAUUGCCCCAAGAAAUGCGCCUACACUGACGAGAGACUGAGGCAUAUUCGCAGAGCUCAUCCAGAAAUGGCGGACGUGGAUCCAUCAAAGAAACCACACGCGGACACUGUGUUCAGAUGUAAUAUUUGCGUUGGAAAGAAGUUCUCCACCAAAUAUCGCUAUAUGGAACAUCUACGCGUGCAUCUGAACGGACUGUUCGAGUGCCACAUGUGCCACAAGAAGUAUGCCAAGAAGGACAAUCUGGCUCGCCAUCUGAUGACCCACACGGGAGAGAAGAAGCACGAAUGCGAGUACUGUCAUAAGAGAUUUCUUGACGCGGCGCUGCUGCGGAGCCAUCUUCAGGUUCAUACAAGAGACUACCGUCACAAGUGCAGCGUCUGCCAGAAAGGCUUCUCCAAGAAGAAGAACUUGUACAAUCACCUUCAGUCACACAACGAUGAUCAGAGCACGUACGAGUGUAAAAUCUGCUGGCAACGUUUCGUGUCCCGUCAAGAGAGAGACGAUCACGAGAUGCUGCACGUGGAGCAGAGCGAUUUUGCGGCUAAGAAGAAUGUUUCUGCUCUCAACCCAAGACUGCUUACAGUGCAGAACUUAGGUACUGAUAUUUCAACGGACCGACAGCAGCAAGCGCAAAGCAUCUCAGCGGAUAUGAGCACGGCUGUUUCCGUUGCUCAUCAGUUGGCUGAAUUUUCUUGUCAGAACAGAAUCCACGCACCAGUUGUGCCCGCACUGGAAGGCAUAAAUCCCUGCCUCACUUGCAGCCUCUGUAGCAAAUCAUUUCAGUCACCCGAAGAAAUGCAGCUACAUUCCCGACUCCACGAGUCUGUUCCUCAGCCUUCCCAAGUCAUUCCACAAACUUACGCCAAUCCAAAUUCUUUCGUAUCGUACGGGAUGGCCGCCACGACGCCGACAUCUGUGUAUCAGACAGAUUUGUCAACUCUGUGCGACCUGCCGGAUAACAGACCACAGCAUGGCCGUUUUCUGACCUGACAUUUUGACACACUCUUUCUGUUGCAUUUGGUAAAGAUGUAUGGCAGUAAAGUUAAA